Colletotrichum abscissum is the source of this 405-nucleotide messenger RNA. RefSeq lists its product as uncharacterized. The record is from RefSeq and is a predicted model, not a curated record. Lineage: Eukaryota; Fungi; Ascomycota; Sordariomycetes; Glomerellales; Glomerellaceae. The transcript has a single exon. Bases 1 to 405 code for a protein of 134 amino acids.
AUGCCCCUCGACAAGUCUGCCCCUCUCAGGCUCGACGACUUCGGCCAGCUCGACGCCGUAGCCAUCGUGGCCACCAUGGGCAUGUUGAAGUUAGAAAAGCAACGCAGGGCGUUCCGACGGUGCGGAAUUCGGCUGGGCGACAUCACAGGCGCCGUGGACAGCCGGGCCGGUACGGAUGCCAGGAUCCGGCACAUCGACGCCGGCCUGGCCAUAAUGGCCACGAUGGACGGGCCGGAGGUGCACAGGGUCAGGGCGACAAGCCGGCGCCUCAGACGGCUCCUACGGGACCCCCCGGGCGACGAUAAUACCCGUAUAAAAGAAGAGAUCAUGCUGGACCUGGCUGCCCACGCGGGCUGGCACCAGGAGGUCCUGUGCGCGUUGGAGUGGGUGAAGCUCGCCCUGUAG